AUGGGUAAUAAUUCUGGAACUCGAUUUGUUGCCGAAAAAGGUAAUGCAAGCGAGUUCUACUGGACAUGUCGAGGUGGCGACACAGAAAGGGUUGAAGAAAUGUUAAAAGGUAUGACAAGAGAAGAAAUAAGUAAAGUGGAACAGAAUGGAAGUACAGCUUUACAUGUUGCUUGCUACUAUGGACACACAAAAAUUAUUAAAAUGUUACUUGAACGUGGUUGUGAUAGAUCCGUGAUAAAUACAUACAGCCAAACAGCAUUUUCUGAAUCGUCUUGCGAAGAAGUACGCGAGUUGUUUGAACGCUCAGAUUCUGAUAAGCGCCGAUUUAUGGAUCCAGAUGUAAGAGACUCAUUUUCAAUCGUACACACAAACAAAACCUUGGAAAAAUCCGAUAUGCCGUACAAUUAUGUUAAUCGACAUAAAAAUGUGAAAGUUGCAAAAGAUGCUCAGUUAAUGACCGGUAUUUCUAAAUCGAUAUUUAAAAAAUUCGUCCAAGCACGAGUAGAAUUACCUUUGGUUGAUCAACUCGAAGAGAUAGUUAACAAAAGUGUAUUUUGUGAUGAUAGUGUCAGUACAAUUGAAUUAAUUAAGACUCGUGAACUUCUGAAUAAGUUCAAGGCAAAAGGUAAAAAGUCUGUUUGUGUUAAUGCUUUGUUGACGCUUUAUACUCUUGAAACAAAGUUUUAUGAGGUGUUACGUCACAAUGCAAUCGCGUUCACAUCCAUUAUAUAUAUGCAUCUUUCUGAGCUGGAAGAUCGUGCCUAUAAAGGAUACUCAUAUCGAGGAGUGGCAAUAUCGAGCGAAGAUUUGAAGGCCUAUAACUGGGUGCAUUCAGAUAAAAAAGAUAUACUUGAGACAUGCACAGUUCAAUCAACAUCGAAAAAUAUAGCUAGGGCAGAAAGUUUCGCAGAGAAGGCGAUGUGUUCGGAUAAACAUAAAACUAUAUUUCAAUUUAAUUUUCCUGAAAAAUGUGCAACAGCAAUUGAGUUAAGAGAAUUAUCAAAUUAUCCAGUAGAAGAGGAAGUAUUAGUUUUGCCAUUUACUUUAUUCGAAGUCGAUGCCGUUAAAAUAACAGAUGAAAGGCAUAUUGUCUAUUUGACAAAUGUGCCUGUACCAGACAAAUCUGCUUUUGCUAAUUGGAUAAAACUAUAG
Messenger RNA from Didymodactylos carnosus, 1152 nucleotides. Lineage: Eukaryota; Metazoa; Rotifera; Eurotatoria; Philodinida; Philodinidae. The record is from the annotation of a GenBank genome assembly.